AUGUCGUCAACUAAGAAGCUCCUCACUGUAUUUGGUGCUACGGGUAAACAGGGCGGCAGUGUCAUCCGCACUGUCCUCAAGACCCCGACACUGAACGCCAAGUACUCGCUCCGAGGCAUCACUCGCGACCCCUCAAAACCAGCUGCGCAGGAGCUCGCUAACCAAGGUGUCGACGUUGUCCGUGCCAAUCUUGAUGACCCUGCCUCUCUGAAGGAGGCGAUCAGCGGCUCAUAUGGCGUCUUUGCUGUCACAAACUUCUGGGAGGCGGCUGACGGUUCAAAAGAGACGCAGCAGGGUCGUAAUAUCGUCGAUGCAUCCAUCGCUUCGGGCGUCCAGCAUCUCGUCAUCUCGAGCCUGCACAGCGUCGACAAACUCAGCAACGGCACACUCCACGUCUCACACUUUGACAGCAAGGCGGCUAUCGACGCCUACGCAGAGUCGGUACGAGGCGACAAGAUCCACAUUUCCUACUUCCAUCCAGCAUUCUUUCUUCAAAACUUUGAAGGCAUGGCACGAAAGGGUGAGGAUGGCUCGUACAGCAUUACCCUACCCAUCGAUCCCUCCGUCAGGGUUCCUCUGCUCGAUGCUGCAGCCGACACGGGCAAGUGGGUUGCCAGCAUCUUUGAAUCCGGAGCAGCCGCCAACGGCAAAACAGUACAGGCAGUCAGCUUUUGGACCGACUUGCAGUCUUUCAGCUCCGAUCUUGGCAGCGCUCUUGGCAAGAAGGUAACUUACAAUCACGUCACCGCUGACGUCUACAAGAGCUCCCUUCCUGAAACCGUUGCAGACGAGCUCACUGACAACAUGAAGCUCGUAGACCAGUACAACUACUAUGGCAAGGACACAGAGAAGGCGCAGCCCGAAAGCGAUGCUUUGCUGCUCAAGGAACUUGAGCUUGCCACUGUCAGCUCCUGGGUAAGCACUUUCAAGCUGCAGUAG
Molecule: messenger RNA, 939 nt
Organism: Mycosarcoma maydis (corn smut)
Lineage: Eukaryota; Fungi; Basidiomycota; Ustilaginomycetes; Ustilaginales
Exons: 1
Coding region: 1-939 (312 amino acids)
Source: RefSeq, a predicted model, not a curated record